Molecule: messenger RNA, 1586 nt
Organism: Protopterus annectens (West African lungfish)
Lineage: Eukaryota; Metazoa; Chordata; Ceratodontiformes; Protopteridae
Gene: PTMS
Product: parathymosin
Exons: 5
Coding region: 114-422 (102 amino acids)
Biological process (GO): positive regulation of transcription by RNA polymerase II; negative regulation of apoptotic process
Cellular component (GO): nucleus
Molecular function (GO): histone binding
Source: RefSeq, a predicted model, not a curated record
UGCUUAAAAUUAGGUCUUCAAUGCCGAUUGCAGCGGCCUCUGUGGAGUAGUCUUUUUCUCUUUCUCUCUUGUCUCUUUCUUUCUCUUCCCUCCCUGCACAGUCUGACAUCAAGAUGGCAGAGGUAGCUGAUACCACCACCGAACCCAGCACUAAGGAUCUGAAAGAGAAAAAAGAGGUCAUAGAAGACAAAGCAAACGGAAAAGAGAGCACAGAGGACAAGGAGGAUGAAGAGAAUGGAGCAGACGCUGAUGAUGCUGAUGAUGCCGAAGGUGAUGAAGAUGAUGACGAAGUAGUCGAUGAAGAUGAUGAAGAGGAAGAAGAGGAAGAGGAAGGCCAUGUAGGGAAACGACCAGCAGAUGAAGAGGAGUCUCCAAGAAAGAAGAAACAGAAGACAGAAAAUGGAGACAAAGCAAAGGCCUAGAAGAACACCUGACUCUUCGUCUCCGUAUUUUUAUUUUGUUAUUUUUUUUUAUUCGUCUUGGUUUUUAAUAAACACAUUUGUCAUUUCAAAGAAAACCCAGCAGCUGGGAAAAGCUGAGGGAAAGGGGGUUGCAUUUCUUUGAAACAAAAACACCUUUUGUUAACAUUUUUUAAGACUACUUUCAAACAGCUGUCCAGUUGCACAUCCCCUCCCCCAUGUGUCAUGGUUCCUCUUUCCUCCUUGUCCCAUCAGAGGGCUCCUGUUCCACCUCCUAGCAGUGGUAAAAGGGCCAGCUCUUUUUAAUGUUUAUAAAAGCAUUCUUAUCUACAUGUGAUUUUUUUAUUAUUAUUAUUAUUAUUUCUGUGUUCAAAAUGUUUGAACUCUGGGGAUGUAGAAGGUGAUGGCACCUUGUGCAUCUAGUGUGAGCAGUCGCUGUAAAGGUUUGAAUUGGAAGUCAUGUUUGCUGUGAGUGUCUGCCCACCACCAUGCUGGUGUGAUGAGUCUGUGCUGAGAGUCAAACUCAGAGGGCCCUUCUAAUCAGGAUCCUCCUUACCAGCACAGUAACUUCUGUACAACAGUCUGCACACCACCCCUCAGGUGUGGUCAGUCACAGGGCUAGGAGUUUAACUCGGGGGGGGGGGAGCCUUUUGGCAGCAGGGUCUCCAUUCUGGUGCACUGCCGUGACAUCAUCAUUCUGGGACUGAAACUCUGCACUCAUGUGGCUACAAAGAAGCCUGACAUGCACACACACCAGUUUAUUGAUUUACUGGACUGGCAAAGCUGUGCUGGGAUUGGUGGUUGACAAGUCCUGGCUUUCUUCUGCCCCUCUGGACAAAAAUCAGGUAAUGUGAGCGCGGGAAGUGGCACUUUAGCUGAUAGUCCAGUCCCGUUCAGCAAAUAGUAGUGACAGAUUUUUUUCCUAAUGGGUGGAGAUCAAAGCCAUGGCACAGCACAUUUUUUUAACCACCACAACUUUUUAACCCUUCGUACACCAUGGACCAAAUCUCUUGUGUUUUUUUUUUAAUGUAUAAGAAAGACUGGUGUGAUUUUUAUUAAAUAUAUAUAUUAUAAAUAUAUAUAUGUAGCUCUGUUUUCUAAGUUGUGUAAAUAAGCAGCGACAAAGGGAAAGCUGUGUUCUGUAUAAAUGGUUUGUCCUUUUCUUUA